ACGAGCGCAGUGGCAGCGACACGCUCAAAUGAGUACGGUCAGAAAAAAACCCUGACAUCCUACCUCCAUCCAAGAAGAUCACUAUUUAAACCCCCGUUUUCUGUGCCUUUUCUAUUUUUUGGGGUGCAAGACCGGUGGGAACAUAUUUAUUCAUUUUAAGCGCAUGAUGUUACUUCUGAUGCUGAUGUUGUCUGUGGUUUUAUUGGCACACAGUGAUGACGACUUCUGUUAUGAUGAAGAGCACUGUGAUCCAUAUGCAUGGGGAGACAACUACCCCUCUUGCCAUCCUCUUCUGGAGAGCCAUCACUCUCCGAUCAACCUGGACCAUCAGCUGAUGAAGAACGAUUCUUUGGACUCGCUGCACCUGGAGGGUUUUAAUUUGACUCAUAAAGGCCAAUGGUGGCUGACAAACCAGGGUCACUCUGUUGUGCUGGAGGUGGGUAACGGUAUGCAGGUGAGUGGCGGAGGGCUUCCUGGGACUUACCGCACAAUCCAGCUGCAUUUCCAUUGGGGAAGUGUCUCUUCAAACGGAUCAGAACACACUCUGGACCACCUGAGGUUUCCUAUGGAGAUGCACAUAGUCAACAUCAAAUCCACACAUCCGAACUUGACUUCUGCACUUGAAGACCCAACUGGACUUGCCGUGCUUGGCAUAUUUGUUGAUGUGUCAUAUCUGCAUAAUGAAAACUUCCAGUCCAUCUCAAGUGCACUUCCUUUUGUUGCCUACAAAGGACAAACAAAAUCGAUAAGACCAUUUCCUUUGGUAAAUCUGUUACCUCAGAACAACCUAACGCAGUAUUACCGUUAUCAUGGCAGUCUCACAACGCCGCCCUGUUCACAGGUGGUGUUGUGGACCGUGUAUGAAGUGCCUGUCCAUAUCUCAUGGGCUCAGUUUGAGCAGUUUGUAAACGGGAUAUAUUCCACGGUGGAAGAAGCUGUUGACCAGGUUCUCCUGCAUGACAACUACAGACACAUCCACCCAACCUACGGACGGUCCGUGUACGCUUCCAAAGACGCCAAGCUGCUCUCCAAUGGAGUGUCCUCUCUUGCCAUUUUUAAUGUUUUAAAUGUUCCUCUACUCCUUUUAAUUGUAAAAUAUUUAGCAUUUUGCUUAUAGCAGAAUGGCAGCAUUAAACAUACUUGUCUUGGACUAUUCAUGACACAUAAUACUGUGGCAAAAACAACUGCCCAAGCUAUUUAAAUUUUGAU
Molecule: messenger RNA, 1209 nt
Organism: Rhinichthys klamathensis goyatoka
Lineage: Eukaryota; Metazoa; Chordata; Actinopteri; Cypriniformes; Leuciscidae
Gene: car15
Product: carbonic anhydrase 15
Exons: 8
Coding region: 164-1117 (317 amino acids)
Cellular component (GO): plasma membrane
Molecular function (GO): carbonate dehydratase activity; zinc ion binding
Source: RefSeq, a predicted model, not a curated record